AUGAUGCGCCUUUCCUUGGCGGACCUGCUCACAGACGCUGUUGGCGAGUUACAAUCGUUUUACGGCACCGGAUCGUCUCUUCCAAUGGAUCAAUUUAUGGCUUGGAUGGAGAAAUACCCAGCGCAGUUGGUGACUCUUGCCAUUCAAGUUGCCUGGACGGCUGCUGUCCAGUCAUCGCUCGAAUCGAGGACUGCACCAGAUGCCGCGCUGCAAACUGUUACGCAGGCUCUUGAUUUGCUCGCCGACAUCGUCUUGCAAGAGCUUAUACCUGUCACUCGUCGCAAGUGCGAGCACCUUAUCACAGAAUUGGUCCAUCAACGAGAGUCACUCGAACACUGA
Mycena indigotica is the source of this 339-nucleotide messenger RNA. RefSeq lists its product as uncharacterized. The transcript has a single exon. Gene Ontology annotation, biological process: microtubule-based movement. Lineage: Eukaryota; Fungi; Basidiomycota; Agaricomycetes; Agaricales; Mycenaceae. Gene Ontology annotation, molecular function: minus-end-directed microtubule motor activity; dynein light intermediate chain binding; dynein intermediate chain binding. The record is from RefSeq and is a predicted model, not a curated record. The coding region runs from base 1 to 339 and encodes 112 amino acids. Gene Ontology annotation, cellular component: dynein complex.